GAUGCAUCUAUGUUAAAUGGUAAUAAUGAAACGAAUGCCCUACAGAUGUGUUUUGUGUACGUCACAAGUCGGAAAAAUUACGUCAUGUACAUCACCAGAAUGUGAUAGUAUUGUUCUCUGGUCUAUGUAUAGAAUGAUGUGUUUCUGGUCAGAACGUCUCUUGCCAGCAACAUGAAAUCAAGAAGAGGAAGAUUCAUGAGCACGCAGCUAGAAAGGAAACCUAAGCCAUUGAAAUGCUCUGUUUGCGGUUUUCAUCAAAGGAGGGCAGCUGAAGGAUCUUACCGGGGGUCUUGGAGAAGAAAAACCUGAAGCAGAAAAGUCAGAAGCUGCGACCAAAGGAAUGACACAAGAAGAGUUCGAGCAGUAUCAGGAACAGUUGGCGGAAGAGAAGAUGGAGCGCGAUUCCAGCUUUGCCCAGAAAAAAGCUGAGCGGGCCACAGUCAGGAGCCACUUCAGGGACAAAUAUCGUCUUCCAAAAAGUGAGCUGGAUGACACACAGAUUCAGGCAGCGGGCGAUGAUGUGGAGUUGCCCACUGAGCUGGCCAAAAUGAUCGCAGAGGACAACCAGGAGGAGGAGAAUAAGCAGUCUGUACUGGGUCAGCUGACCAACAUUCAGAAUGUUGAUUUUGAUCAGCUAAAAGAAAAGGCCCAGAGCACCAUUGAAGACCUGAAACAGUCUGCUGAAAGGUGUGAGCUUAUGUAA
Molecule: messenger RNA, 703 nt
Organism: Xyrauchen texanus (razorback sucker)
Lineage: Eukaryota; Metazoa; Chordata; Actinopteri; Cypriniformes; Catostomidae
Product: complexin-3-like
Exons: 4
Coding region: 341-703 (120 amino acids)
Biological process (GO): synaptic vesicle exocytosis; neurotransmitter transport; regulation of neurotransmitter secretion
Cellular component (GO): terminal bouton; SNARE complex
Molecular function (GO): syntaxin binding
Source: RefSeq, a predicted model, not a curated record